AUGUCUCAAUCGGAAGAGAUGUUAUCCAUAGAAGGCUCCUCAGUAGACGUGACCGUCUCAAAAGGACGGGGCACCGCUGGCAGCUUUGUUGUUUUAGAAGGAUGUGAUUCCUACGUCUCUGCCACCAUCCGCAUGUCAUCCUCAACUAUUGCUUGUACAUCCUUAAUAACAACGUUCAUCAUCAGAAUCUCUGGUCCAUCUAGAAGCGGGGGACUCUACGGGGCGGGGGAUAUUUACGCCACUCCUGUCCCCAAAGUGCCUUCAGGGAGACUUUGUUCCUCAUUUCCGUGGGAAAAAAAUUCCCCGUCUUUGGAGCCCUAA
Messenger RNA from Vicia faba (fava bean), 321 nucleotides. NCBI's taxonomy places the organism in Eukaryota, Viridiplantae, Streptophyta, Magnoliopsida, Fabales, Fabaceae. The record is from the annotation of a GenBank genome assembly.